AUGGUCGAUCCAGAACCCACUGGGACGUCCACCCACACCCAAAACCUAAAGUUUACAGAGACAUUCACAGAUGUCUCAAACCCUUUUACUCUAUAUUCCUCAGAUCAACCUGGGAAUAUUCUAGUCUCCAAAACACUUCAAGGAGACAACUAUAGUACCUGGAGUCGUGCUAUGCGAGUCAGCUUGAGCGCGAAGAAUAAACUUGGCAUGGUUGAUGGCACCAUCGACCCUCCACCAGAGACUGACAAACAAUUUGCAUCAUGGCAAAGAUGCAAUGAUAUGGUCCUUGCCUGGAUUCUCAAUUCGGUCCACGAAGACAUUGCAAGCAGCGUUUCUUAUUACACGACAGCAGCCGAGGUUUGGGCCGACUUGCGAGAUCGUUUCUCACAAGGAAACGACUCACGUAUUUAUCAAAUCAAGAGAGAGAUCGUUGAACACAGACAGGAACAGCAAUCAGUCUCGAUCUACUACACGAAACUAAAAGCUUUGUGGGAUGAACUGGCAUCCUACAAUGACAUCCCGACUUGCACCUGUGGGGGAUUGAAAAAGGUGAGUGAUCGGGAUGAGAAAGAAAGGGUGAUGCAGUUCCUGAUGGGUUUGAACGACUCUUAUGCAGCAGUACGUGGCCAGAUACUAUUGAUGCAGCCACUACCAGACACUCGGAAGGCAUACUCCCUUGUUCACCAACAAGAGAAACAAGUAGAGGUAUCUCUGAAUGGUAACAAUAUAAAUUUACAUGCCAUGAAUGUAACUCAUAACAGGGAAGCUGCUGCACCGAAAGGAAACACCCUACAAUGUUCAUAUUGUGAUCAAAAAUACCACACCGUGGAUCGAUGCUUUUAUCUGAUUGGUUUCCCGCCUGGCCAUAAGUAUCAUGGCAAGUCAGCCAAGCCACCAAACAAAAGAAAACCUGCGGCAAACCAAGUGCAAGUGGAAACCGAGACCACCAAGGGCGCUGACUCACGACACAAGGCAACGUCCAGUGACGGUCCGAAGUUCACCACUGAAGAAUAUAAUCAACUCAUGGCAAUGCUCAAGAAGAGCAGCCUCGAUGGUAAUCCUCAACAUUUUGUGAAUGCAACAGGACAUGGAUACGAGGAGGACGAUUGGCCUGGGCAAGCGAUAUAA
This is a messenger RNA of Prunus mume (Japanese apricot), 1128 nucleotides long. The record is from RefSeq and is a predicted model, not a curated record. Lineage: Eukaryota; Viridiplantae; Streptophyta; Magnoliopsida; Rosales; Rosaceae.